UCCGGCAUGUGUUCUUUGGGAGCGACACGAGUCCAGGGCUCCAGAGCUUGGCGGCCGUCACCGAGUGGAGUGCCACCCUUUCCCGUGACUCGCCACGCACGCAACAAAAGCCGCCCACCUCAGUUGCAGCCCAGAAGGCAGAAAAGCUCGGAAAAGCUAAUAAAAAGGACGCGCCGAAUCCGACGCCAUACUCCACAGAAACCAUAUCGGACGCCAUUCCCACCCGGCGGCACCCUGCUCCUCUCUCUGCUAGUCUGCUCCUUGCGCUGCGUGAGACUCCUGUGACGGCCGCUAGCUAUCUCUGUCUCCACAAAUGGGCUCAGCAUCAGAUGACAACAGCAGCAGGGAGCAUCUGCUGGACGUGGACGGCCUCGCCGGCGGCAACGGCGGUGUCGGGCCGAAGAUACGGGUGCGCGGGCUGCGGCGGCGGUCGGAGGCGAGCGGGGAGGAGAUCCUGCGCGGGGUGGACCUGGACGUGCCGCGCGGGGUGGUCAUGGGCGUCAUCGGGCCCAGCGGCAGCGGCAAGUCCACGCUGCUCCGCGCGCUCAACCGCCUCUGGGAGCCCGCGCCGGGCGCCGUCUCCCUCGACGGCGCCGACAUCUGCGGCAUCGACGUCCUCGCGCUCCGCCGCAAGGUCGGCAUGCUCUUCCAGCUCCCCGCCAUGUUCGACGGAACCGUGGCAGACAAUGUACGAUACGGGCCGCAGCUGCUCGGCAAGAAGCUGACCGACGCAGAAGUGAAGAACCUACUGAGCCUGUCCGACCUCGACCCCGCCCUGUCCUCCAAGCUGGCGUCAGAGCUCUCAGUCGGCCAGGGGCAGCGCGUCGCCUUGGCCCGCACCCUCGCCAACGACCCAGAAGUGCUCCUGCUGGAUGAGCCGACGAGCGCGCUGGACCCGAUAUCGACUCAGAACAUCGAGGAGGCGAUCGUGCGGCUGAAGAAGACGAGGGGGCUCACCACGGUGAUGGUGUCGCACAGCGUGAAGCAGAUCCAGCGGAUCGCGGACCUGGUGUGCCUCGUGGUCGACGGCGAGGUCGUGGAGGUGCUCGCCCCGUCCGAGCUGUCUGCGGCCAAGCAUCCCAUGGCCCGGCGCUUCCUGGAGCUCAGCUGAAUUAAUGUCGAUCGUCGACGACGCCGAGGACGUUGUCGAGUGAGGAUCGACCUUUGCUUUUGCUUGAUUCGAGCAUGUAACCGUGAACUCGAUAUUCGGCGAAUGCUGUGUGAGGUACAGUACUGCGGUUCGGUGGGAAAUUUGAUCACGAGCUGAUUGAAAUGGAUCGAAUGGUCGAUGCUUCUGCGUGCAUAAGUGCAUGACUGUAACCGAACUUUUGGUACCUCGACGUGUUUGUAAACAUUUUUUCUCGAACAUGAAUUGUCCGUGAAUAAAGGCUCAUGAACGUAUUUGCUAUUU
Molecule: messenger RNA, 1411 nt
Organism: Brachypodium distachyon (stiff brome)
Lineage: Eukaryota; Viridiplantae; Streptophyta; Magnoliopsida; Poales; Poaceae
Product: protein STAR1
Exons: 4
Coding region: 314-1111 (265 amino acids)
Biological process (GO): phosphate ion transmembrane transport
Cellular component (GO): membrane
Molecular function (GO): ATP binding; phosphate transmembrane transporter activity; ATP hydrolysis activity
Source: RefSeq, a predicted model, not a curated record